Molecule: messenger RNA, 661 nt
Organism: Oryzias melastigma (Indian medaka)
Lineage: Eukaryota; Metazoa; Chordata; Actinopteri; Beloniformes; Adrianichthyidae
Product: growth-regulated alpha protein
Exons: 4
Coding region: 269-601 (110 amino acids)
Biological process (GO): antimicrobial humoral immune response mediated by antimicrobial peptide; chemokine-mediated signaling pathway; inflammatory response
Cellular component (GO): extracellular region
Molecular function (GO): chemokine activity; CXCR chemokine receptor binding
Source: RefSeq, a predicted model, not a curated record
UGAGACAAUAAAAAUCAACCCAGAGAGAGCAGGGAACUCAAACAGAUGUCCUUAAAAGGGAAAGAGAAAGCAGAAAGGAAAGGUUGUCCCAGAUUGGAAAAAAUAUGAAACGUGUCUUCUUAGGAAAUGCCCUGCAGCAUAAAGAGAAAGAGUAUAUAGGGAACAGUUUCACACUCAGUCACACUGAGCUGCAGAAUUCACACCUGAAAGGAAGAACUGACUCAAGAUUUUUCCAGAAAUCUCUUCUUCCUCAUCAUCAGCCACGAGGAUGAAUCCUGCAAUCCAGAGCAUCGUUCUGCUGGUCUGUGUGGCCGUUUGUACAGGAGCCACUAUGAAGCAAUGCCAGUGUUUAAACCCAGCCAGGGGAGUAAAGCCGUCACUCAUCGCCCAAGUUAAGAUAUUACCACCUCUUCCUUACUGCAGAAAGGCACAAGUCAUUGUCACACUGAAGGACGAUAGACGACUGUGCCUUGACCCUGCUUUUGAGUUCACCCAGGCAGUCCUGAGGGUAAUGAAAUUACAGAAUGAAAGAAAAUCUGCAGCCAACCUAAGACUAUCAACAACGACAGCAGCCACUGCAUCAGUAAAGCCAACAUGGUAGAAUUUUGGGCAUUUAUAAAGCUGCAGUGCAAUGAGGUUAGAGCAACAAAAAACUGAAACA